CCUUUCACAUUUCCCUCCCAACUUCUUCUUCCUCAUUUGCCAUGAAAUCCUCAGAGGACAGAAUGACGGCAUUGCCCCUCUCCUUGGGAUCGCCGAGGAGGAACCUCAACCUCUGCUUCACCAAGCUCAAGUUCCCCCUCUGGUCCCAAUCCCACCCCCCUUCUCCGCCGCCGCCUCCCCGCCCCUCCGCCGCCGCCACCCCCACCUCCACGCUCAUCAAGACCUUCAACUCCCUCUACGAUGCCUCCACCUCCAACUCCAAAUCCAUAACCCCCUCCUCCUACUCCCCCUCCCCCUCUUCCUCGACCCUCUCCUCCGACGAUCCCGACCCCGACGCCGACCCCGCCGCCGCCCCCGAGCCGGACUUCUCCGCCAUCUAUGCCUCCCACCGCUUCUUCUUCUCCUCCCCGGGCCGCUCCAACUCCAUCGUCGAGUCCCUACCCCGGCCCGGCCCCGGGAUGGGGCCGCCUGAACCCGAGAACAACCCAGUCGUUGGCGGCGGGGUGGCGGUCCCCACCUUUUCGCCGGACCCGUACGCGGACUUCCGGCGGUCCAUGCAGGAGAUGGUGGACGCACGGGAGCUGUUCGACGUAAAGUCCAACUGGGAGUGCCUCCACGAGCUGCUCCUCUGCUACCUCUCCCUCAACCCGAAGAGCACCCACAAGUUCAUUGUCGGGGCGUUCGCCGAUCUCCUCGUCAGCCUAAUGAGUGAGGACGGAGGAGAUCGCGAGCGGCAAUCCUCCCGGCAGGCUGCCCCAUCCUGUGAACAGUGAAUGCACCGAGCUGUUCAGUGGAAUUCAGUUAAAUUGCUGCCGAAAAAGGGGUGACGACGACGACGACGGCAACGAAGGUGAUGUAACCGGGAAAUGAAGAUACGCAGGACCCUGCAGAUCUGAUGAUUGAGAUGAGAUUGACUCGGCUGCGACGUACUUAACUUCGACUCAAAUUAAGAAGAAUAAAUUUCCCCAAUCGAUAUCGAAAUUCAAUCAAUGUCCAAAUACAACAGAAGUUACAUCUCGAUCAAUACGCGGUGUUUGCUUGUCCAAGAUCAGAGCUUCGACGCACACACCCGAGUUUCGGUAAGUACAUGGGAAAUGAUACACACGACAAGUGAAAGAAACCGAUUAUUUCGGGUUUCGGAUAUCGAGGUUUCCGCUGGUGCUCCCGAGAUUGCCCGAGAAUAGUUAACAUUGAGAUUAGAUAUCGUAUGUGUGUGUUUUGGCCUUCAUGUGGUUAGUGAUUUUGGACUGGAAUGUGUUUUGGUGUGAAGUGGAUAGAAUUAGAAAAAGACAUAUGUAUGUAUGUAUACGUACAUGCGCGUGUUUGUGGGUAGGGGUAGGAAAUUAACAAUUGAAUUGAUGGAUCGGUCUCCACUUUUGUUUUUACUACUCCUGCUUAAUUUACUUUUUUUUUUAUAAAUAAAAAAAUUAUGAGAGAUAUUAUUGUUAUUGUAAGUUUAGGAAAUCGAGUAUUAAAAAUUAUUUCGUCACUCAAUAAAUGUGCUUCUUGAUAAUCAAAUUUGUAUUUUCCUC
Punica granatum (pomegranate) is the source of this 1532-nucleotide messenger RNA. The record is from RefSeq and is a predicted model, not a curated record. NCBI's taxonomy places the organism in Eukaryota, Viridiplantae, Streptophyta, Magnoliopsida, Myrtales, Lythraceae.